Capsicum annuum is the source of this 1604-nucleotide messenger RNA. Its product is annotated as transcription factor DUO1. NCBI's taxonomy places the organism in Eukaryota, Viridiplantae, Streptophyta, Magnoliopsida, Solanales, Solanaceae. The coding region runs from base 613 to 1398 and encodes 261 amino acids. The transcript is spliced from 3 exons. The record is from RefSeq and is a predicted model, not a curated record.
GUUUUUCCAUUUCCCUGUUUUGAGCAUUUUUUUCUCUCCAAACGUUCCUUUAUUUUCUUCGUAUAAUUGUAAAUUUGCUGUCUUUUUGGUUUAUUAGGUUGAGAAAAGAAAUGGGAAUUUGUUGUUGCAUUGCUCGAAAAUUGAGUUGUUUGGUUAUGAGUUUGUUGUUUCUGCUAUUUUUGGUUUUGUUAAAAUCGUAAAGUUGUUAAGUGUUUGUGCAGUUUCUGUUCUGUGUUGAAGCAUUUUCAUGGAGGGGUUAGUUGUUUUCCAUCUGUUUCUUUGUGAGAUACGUGGAACGGGUGCUUGGGAAUAAGUGGUUCAGUUGUAUAAACAACCUCUUAUAGAAAUGCAAGGUAAGGUAUAGACCCUUGUGGUCCAGCCCUUCCCUGGUCUUAACACAUAGUGGUAGCUUUAGUGCACUAGGCCGCUGGCCGCCCUCUUUGUGAGAUAGGUUACUUCUUGUAAAUUCACUUUUGUUGUCAUUUGAUGGGGGGAAUCUCAAAAGUUGAGAUAAGCUGCAAUAGCAGUGAUGAUUUGGAAUGCAUAUCAGAUGCUUGUUUAUAUGCUUAGUUCUAAUAUGUAUUUCUGUAAACUAGAAAUCCAUUUGAUGCAAUGAAGUUGGAUGAAAAAUGGAGUGAAGUUUUCAUCAAAUCAGCACUUUUUGGAGUGAAGUUUUCAGCAGAGGAGGAAAGGACUGUGAUUGAACUUCAGGCACAAUUUGGGAACAAAUGGGCUAGAAUUGCUACAUAUAUGUCUGGAAGAACUGACAAUGAUGUCAAGAAUUUUUGGAGUAGCCGGCAGAAGAGAUUGGCUAAGAUUCUGCGGAACUCAGCGCCACAGCCUAAUAAACCACAAAAGUGUAUCCACAGGGAAGCCCCUCCUGCAACUCAAAAAGUUCCCUCAGUAGAGGCACCAAAAUUGAACUCAUCAGCAGAGGAAAGGCCUUUGUCCAUGUCCCAGGAUUGCUCAUCAUCCUAUAUGAAUAACUUCGAGACAACCAGCAUGGUCCCAUUGCGUGAGUUAGUGAAUUCAACUUCACUUCCUUUCGAGCAAGAACUGCUUCCACUUGAGUUCACUCCCAAUGAGAAGAGAACCAGCAUCUGGCCACAGUUUCCGCUCUCUUUCCCUCAGAUUCCGCUCCAAACUACCUUUGAUCAUCCACUAGGACAUCAAGAAUUACCCAUGAAGCUCGAGGAUACCAACUUCCUAGAUUAUUUUGACAUGGGAAAUGUGCAAGUCCCUCUCGCACCAUCGUGUUCAGGACAAGAGAGAACCUCUGAGAUUGCUAUGAAGAGAGAAAUAAUGGACUACCCCCUUACCCCAGAUAGCUUCAUCCAUGACUUCCCCAUGGACAUGUUCGAUUAUAUUGAUCCACUGCCAAGCCCAUCCGAAUGGUGAUACAGUGAUUAUAGUCUAUUUCUAUUUGGGACAGGAAGAAAGGAAAUUGUUACUAGCUUAGCUUGUUAGACAGAUAUGUAGUAUGCAAUAUGAUUGACAUAGUAGCUUUUCUUUGUAUGAGACAAUUUGACCUGGGGCUCUUGACUGCUUCUAACUGUUGCUCAUCUAUUACAUUGAUUACCUUGUGUUCUAUGACAUGAAGAUUU